AUGCUCAUGAAAAUUUCUAUAUUUCUUUCUCUACUUUUCCUGGUUUUCACGAAUGGUCAAUCUCCAGCAAAGUACACGAAUGAAACAUUGAAAGUUCGUCUGAAUGUGCCGUUCUUCAAGUUUUUCAGCAAGAAUGGACAUCAUGUGGUCGACGAAGAAAUCCCAAAAAUCACAAUCCCCGAAAUCAAACUUCCAUUCUCCUCAAGUAUUGGGAAAGGCGUUGUGAAGACUAACGAUCUGAAAAUCGAAAAGUUCAGCUCCCCUAAAAUCGACUUCAACCUUUCAAAUACUGGCAUCCGCUGGUGGACAAGUGGUGGUGCAAUCAAGUUAUCUGGAAAGUGGCACGCAAAGUUUACAGAGCUGAUUACGAUUCGUGACAAAGGAUGGCUCAAUGCGUAUGCAACCGGAAUUCAAAUGAAUAUCUCCGCGGCUGCUUACCAAUUGGAUGGUCAACCGCAAGUUCGAAUUGGAGAGUGUACUGUUCAAAUUCAAAAGUUGGAUGUGGAAAUUGGUGGAAGUGUGAUCUCUUGGUUGGUCAAUCUUUUCGAGACUCCAUUCUCCAAACUCAUCAAAAAAGUGAUUAACGAGCAGGCUUGCACUGCGGCUCGUGGUAUUCUGAUAGACGAGGCUAACAGAUUCUUACAUUCCCUGCCAAGUCACGUGGAUAUCGGAGCAAACUUUUACGUGGACUACUUUUUGACAGAGAAUCCACAUGCGACGAGAGACUUCACGGAAUUCGAUCUGGCAGCUGAUAUUGUUUAUGGAAAGAGUGUUUGUCAUCCAGUCAAAGUGGGCAAUUGGACAGAUGCCAGUGACUCUCCUGGAAUGCUUACGACCUGGAUGUCUGUCUCUAUCCCCAACUGUCUCAUUGAAUCCGCCCAUCAAAACCAACUCGUUAAGGUUCUCAUCUCCAAAGACAUCUCCGUAGCCGAGCCAUAUCUUCGUACCUCAUGUGGAUUCCUUGGCUUGUGUAUUGGAAAGUUUUUCAAGAAACUGAGAACGGACUAUCCGAAUAACCACGUGGAUUUGUUUUUCCACACCUACAGUACACCAUACUUCGAGAUGAGUGAAAAGGAUGGAGUCAUGUUGAAUAUGAGUUUGGCUGUUGACUUGUUCAUCAAUCCAUAUGCGAAGACAAAAGAGAACAUUCUCGCGCGUCUCGUAGUUGACACACAAUCCGAUGUGGAACCCUACCUAAAUAAUACUAGAAUUCAUGGACACCUUCUGAAUUCCACUAUCACAGCCCGAGUCGAAUUUUCGAAUAUUGGAACGGUUUCCGGAGCAUUCCUCAGAGCCUUCUCCAGUGUCCUCUCCAUGACUGCUCGCGAGGCCGUUCGUUCAGUUUUGGGAGUGGGAAUCCCGAUUCCAUCGUAUGAUAAUGUAACUAUUGCAGACUCAUCCCACAUCGAAGUGUUCGACCAGUAUCUCCGUGCCAACAUCGACUUUGAGUUUAAAUAA
Molecule: messenger RNA, 1458 nt
Organism: Caenorhabditis remanei
Lineage: Eukaryota; Metazoa; Nematoda; Chromadorea; Rhabditida; Rhabditidae
Exons: 9
Coding region: 1-1458 (485 amino acids)
Molecular function (GO): lipid binding
Source: RefSeq, a predicted model, not a curated record